Molecule: messenger RNA, 2633 nt
Organism: Pogona vitticeps (central bearded dragon)
Lineage: Eukaryota; Metazoa; Chordata; Lepidosauria; Squamata; Agamidae
Gene: WARS1
Product: tryptophanyl-tRNA synthetase 1
Biological process (GO): tryptophanyl-tRNA aminoacylation
Cellular component (GO): cytoplasm
Molecular function (GO): tryptophan-tRNA ligase activity; ATP binding
Source: RefSeq, a predicted model, not a curated record
UUUUCUGAUCGGAAGGCGUUGAGCGACGCACCGACUGAUGCAACGCGAUCGAUAUUGGCCUGAGAGGGAAGCGGCCGGUCCCGCGCGGGCAGAGUGCUCCAGGCUAUUCUGAAGUUUUUUGAAUAAAAGAACCUGUUAAUUGUAAAUAGAAAAGUCCCUUCCAUCCUCCUGAAAAUGGCAAAUGUUCAGAUGGGUGAUUUUUGUUCUCUUCAUCCACUUGAAUUGUAUGAACAAGUAACCACUCAAGGAGAAAAAGUUAGAGCCCUAAAAACUGAGAAAGCACCAAAGGAUGAAAUUGAUACAGCAGUUAAGUUAUUGUUGUCGUUAAAGAUGAGCUAUAAAACCGCAACAGGCCACGAAUAUAAAGCAGGUUCCCCUCCAACAGAUUUCACUCCAGUCAGUAAUGGUCCAGGCAAUGCUGAAGAAGAUGAUUUUGUAGACCCUUGGACAGUACAGACAUCAAAUGCAAAAGGAGUUGAUUAUGAUAAGCUUAUAGUUCGAUUUGGAAGCAGCAAAAUUGAUAAGGAUCUCAUCAAUCGGAUAGAGAGAGUUACGGGUCACAAACCACAUCAUUUCUUACGCAGAGGCAUUUUCUUUUCUCACAGAGAUAUGAACCAAAUUCUUGAUGCCUAUGAAAAUAAGAAGCCAUUUUACCUUUAUACGGGCAGAGGGCCGUCAUCUGAGGCAAUACACGUGGGCCAUCUUAUCCCAUUUAUUUUUACUAAGUGGUUACAGGAAGUAUUUAAUGUCCCCCUAGUCAUACAGCUGACGGAUGACGAAAAAUAUCUGUGGAAAGAUCUGACAGUAGAAAAAGCUUACCAGUAUGCUAUAGAAAAUAUCAAGGAUAUUAUAGCAUGUGGAUUUGACGUCAAUAAAACUUUCAUCUUUUCUGAUCUCCAUUAUUUAGGGCAGAGUCCAGAAUUCUACAAGAACAUUGUUAAAAUUCAAAAACACGUUACAUUCAACCAAGUCAAAGGAAUCUUUGGUUUUACAGACAGUGAUUGCAUAGGUAAGAUCAGUUUUCCUGCCAUUCAAGCGGCUCCAUCCUUUAGUACAUCAUUUCCACAAAUCUUCAACAAUAAGAAAGACAUCCAAUGUCUCAUCCCAUGUGCAAUUGAUCAGGACCCCUAUUUCAGAAUGACGAGAGAUGUGGCCCCACGAAUUGGCUACCCCAAGCCGGCCCUACUGCAUUCCGUCUUCUUUCCAGCCCUGCAGGGAGCACAGACGAAAAUGAGUGCCAGCGAUCCAAACUCCUCUAUCUUUCUCACCGAUACACCGAAGCAAAUUAAAACAAAGAUCAAUAAACAUGCAUUUUCAGGCGGCAAAGACACUGUUGAAGAGCAUAGGAAGUAUGGGGGAAACUGUGAUGUAGAUGUGUCUUACAUGUACCUCACCUUCUUCCUUGAAGAUGAUGACAAACUGGAGCAAAUCAAGCAGGCCUAUACAAGUGGAGCGCUGUUGACCGGAGAACUCAAGAAGACACUGAUAGAAACGCUUCAGCCCAUGAUUGCAACUCAUCAGCAAAGACGGAAACAGAUCACAGAUGAAAUGGUGAAGGAAUUCAUGACACCGCGAAAGCUGGCAUUUGAUUUUUAAUCCUCAAAGCAGAUGUUAGUAGAAUACAGUGGAUUGCUGCUAUCACAACCUCUUACAUGUUGCCUCUCCAUAAAUAAUGUUCAAGCUGCUGUCAGUGUUACUUCAAACAAAUUAUGUACAACGUUCUCCUUAUUCACCAUCACUGACUACUUGGGAAAAUAUUGUAUCUGUGUUAGGAGGAGCCAUAUGAGUUGCAAACUUGACUGCACUACUACAGGUUAGCGGGAUAACCUGAUCAUCUGCAAAAGAUUAUGUGUCUUGUUUCAUAGAACAUGCUAUUAAGAAAAGUGCUAACAUCACAUUAAUAAAGAUUUCAGUGUAAUGUGAGAUUCUGAUGCUUUAGGCUAGGCAUGAUUUUCUACCUGGUAGGAGUUUCUGUUUCAAAGUUAAGUUUAACUUUAUUUCAGUACAUUAUAUUUUUUUUCCUUUUCAGGUGUUUGAAUACAGUGGUCUUGACUGUAUGAUUGCAUUCUCAAAUUAUGCUGUGUUUGUGAGUUUCCCAGGCGCAGUCAUAUGGAUGUUCAUGUCUACAUUUCAAAGCAUUGAAUUGCAGUUUGGUUAAUAUUUUUCUGAAUGGUAGCUUUUCAGGACCUACACUGGCUGUACUGGACUUUGUGACAGAGUCUGGAUUUUGGCAAACCACAUACAUUCCUACUGCAUAAAACCUGGUGAAACUUACGAUAAUUGCUAGUUUUCAGGAAGAGCAUGGCCGCUGAGAGGUUACCACAAUAGAACCACAUAUACAAGUGUUAAAUCUUCAGAUAAAAGAACUGAAAAUCACCAAGCUGUGACUCCCAGAAACAAAUGAGUCUUUGUUUCUGUUUUAAUAUGUUUGUAACUAUUAAUAUUAUUUAUUUAUGUCCCUUGUUGUUCAUAUAAUACUUCAACAAGAGGUAGUCCACAGAAUAUACUGUAAUUGUAACUGAAUAUUUCAUACAAAGCAAGUUCUCAGGCUUGUGUUGAAAACACAGAGUUUGUGUAUUCCUUUAUUUGAAAUAGUGAGGAAUAAAGUUAGCCCGGCUGUAUAGUUUGUCAAA